ACAUAAAAAUCAGUAAAAGUUAAGAUUUUCCCCCUUUUCAUGUCUGUGAUUUCUAGGUUUUCUAUUCCGCCAUUGCCGAGCUCCCGCGAACUCUUCUCCAUUGGCUCUGCUCUUAGAUAAUCUCAAUCCCCCAAUCAAACUCAAUCCCUCGAUUUCUCCACCCUUCAAUUGGAAAUAUUGUGGCUUUCUUGCUGAAUCCGUUUUUGUAGCAGUUCGAGUGAAGAAGAAGCUGGUUCAAAUGAGCAAGUAUGGCUUGAAUCUCAGGCCAGCAAAGCCUAAAAAACAGCUUCUAAGGCCUUCAAUUGCCCUUCCUUUUGGCUUUAAUGAAGACGAUGAUAAUAAUGUUGAGAGAGAAAUCGCUAUCCAAGCUAGCAAGACUAAAAGUCUCAAGGAUGUCGAGGAGCAGCAAAAGAAAGCCUUGGAAGAAGAUCCAACCAUAUUUGACUAUGAUGGUGUCUAUGACAAAAUGAAAGAGAAAGUUUCCCGUCCAUUGUUACAAGAUCGUGAAGAGCGAAAGCCAAAGUAUAUUCAAAACCUGAUUCAGAAAGCAAAAGAGCGAGAGCAGUAUCGUGAGAUUGUAUAUGAGAAGAAGAUUGCCAAAGAGAGAAGCAAAGACGAUCAUCUCUUUGCUGACAAAGACAAAUAUAUCACAGAAGCAUAUAGAAAGAAGCUUGCUGAACGAGAGCAACAGAUGGAACUGGAACGUCUAAGGGAACUUCAAGAGGAGAGAGAGGAUGUUACAAAGAAAAAGGAUUUUUUGGUUGAUUUUUAUACAAACCUUGAUAAAAAUGUUGCUUAUGGUGCAAAAGAUGCCCUAAGGAGAAAACACGACAAUCGAGCUGAGAAUAGAGUUCCAGAGACAACAGAGGAAAUGAACCCUGAUGCAUCAAGUCAGCACCAGCAUGGUAAUACAGAUGAGGAACAUUCAUUGGCUAAGGAAACUUCACCGGCAGAGUCUUCAGGGAAAAAGAUUGAGGACCAGGGCGAAACCUCCCAUCUUUCUAAUAAAAGUGCCAGUCCCUUGGAUAUGAAGCCAAAUCUUGCAGCUUCUUCAGAAGAAAAAAGUACUGUUGAAGAGCCGUCAGCUUCACAACCAAAUCCGGAGCAUCACAAAAGAAGUCAAGAUGCCGUGGCUGCGGCAAAAGAACGUUUUCUGGCUCGUAAACGAGCAAAGCAACAAUGAACAUAUCCCACCUGUUGCUCAGAGAUGUCUAGUUACACAUACAAGUCCUUUAGUCUUUUGUAUUUGAUUUAAUACCCAUAAUGUUAUGUUACCUUCAAUCCUAAGGAACUUAAAAAUCCUAGAAUGAACUGUUGCGCCCGGUUGUAAUGUAAGAUGUUUUGCCAAUUUUAUGGGUUUUCUCUCU
Messenger RNA from Vicia villosa (hairy vetch), 1367 nucleotides. RefSeq lists its product as uncharacterized. Lineage: Eukaryota; Viridiplantae; Streptophyta; Magnoliopsida; Fabales; Fabaceae. Gene Ontology annotation, biological process: regulation of alternative mRNA splicing, via spliceosome. The record is from RefSeq and is a predicted model, not a curated record. The transcript has 5 exons. Bases 239 to 1183 code for a protein of 314 amino acids.